This is a messenger RNA of Trypanosoma cruzi, 330 nucleotides long. RefSeq lists its product as uncharacterized. The transcript has a single exon. Lineage: Eukaryota; Euglenozoa; Kinetoplastea; Trypanosomatida; Trypanosomatidae. The coding region runs from base 1 to 330 and encodes 109 amino acids. The record is from RefSeq and is a predicted model, not a curated record.
AUGCCCUCAGUGAUGCAUGUUGCUCUCUUUCGGCUACGCGAUGGCAUGGAUGAAAACAAAAUUGCGAGUCUUCUUCAAGCCGCUCGAGAGGAGGUCCCCGGCGUUGUGGAGAUUCACUUUGGGGCGAACAAGGUGCGAAGUACAAAACACGGCGGCUUGUCGACGAACGACCAGACACAUGCGCUCGUCUCACGCCACGAGCACAAGGAGCACUUUAAAAACUACAUCCUGCACCCCCGCCACUUGGAACUCAUGCAGUACAUUUGUUCCUUCGCAGUGACCCCGGCGACAGUAGUGAAUUUCUACGCGAAUGAACGUCCUCACCUCUAA